AUGUUGGAUUCUGAAUCUGAAUCAAAUGUUGCAAGAAACUAUAACAAUGGAGUCCUUAAUACUAGUGAUCAAGGUGUUCAAAGUGACAAGUUUGAACAAAGAGGUCAAUCUUGGUAUGUUGUAACUGAUAUCCCAAGUGAUUUGAUAGUUCAAGUUGGUGAAAUUAGCUUCCAUUUACACAAGUUUCCCCUGCUUUCUAAAAGUGGGAAAAUGAACAGAAUUAUAUAUGAAUCAAGAGAAAAAGACUUGAAAAGGGUAUUCCUAGAUGAUUUACCGGGUGGGUCUGAAGCUUUUGGACUAGUUGCAAGAUUCUGCUACGGAAUCGACAUUGACUUGACUGCCAAUGUGAUUUCUGGCCUCCGGUGUGCUGCUGAAUACCUCGAGAUGACAGAGGAUUUCGAAGAAGGAAACUUGAUUUUCAAAACAGAAGCUUUUCUAAACUAUGUAGUUUUAUCUUCAUGGAAAGAUUCAAUAAUGGUGCUCAAAAGUUGCGAAAAGUUGUCUCCAUGGGUUGAAAAUCUUCAAAUUGUUAGAAGGUGUAGUGAAUCGGUUGCAUGGAAGGCCUGCACCGACCCCACUGGAGUUCGUUGGAAGUGCAGUGAAAACCAGAAAGAGUCGAGCCCAAAUAAGACCUCGGUGUUUUCUAAAUGGUGGUGUGAAGACAUUUCUGUUCUUAGAAUCGAUCAUUUUGUUCGUGUGAUUAGUGCAGUUAAAGUAAAAGGUAUGAAACAUGAGCUGAUGGGAGCUGCAAUCAUGCAUUAUGCUACGAAAUAUCUUCCAGGAAUGAUCGAGGAGAGUUCUUCUGGUUCGGUUGAAGAGGUUGCUAAUAAAUGGAAUGGUGGGCUGCAAAUGAUCAUAGCAGUGAAUAAAGGUAACCAUUGUUCGAGCCCAAAAGGGCAACGUCAACGAACAAUUAUCGAGAGCCUGAUAAGCAUAAUUCCACCACAAAAGGAUAGUGUUUCGUGCAGCUUUCUUCUCCGGUUAUUGAGAAUUGCAAACAUGGUUAACGUAUCACCAGCUUUGGUUACUGAACUCGAGAAACGGGUUGGGAUGCAGCUUGAACAAGCUACAUUGGUUGAUCUUUUGAUCCCUUCUUAUAACAGAAGUGAAACUAUGUAUGAUGUUGAUCUUGUUCAACGAAUUGUGGAGCAUUUUUUGAUUCAUGAACAGAUGGAAAUCUCGAGUCCUGGAAAGGAAUCAAUGGUCAAGAAUGAUGAAGAGACUCAAAGGGGUAAUGAAUCGAGUAAGAAACUGACAGUUGCGAAACUCGUGGAUAGUUAUCUUGCUGAAGUUUCACGUGACAAAAACCUUUCUUUAACAAAGUUUAAGGUCUUGGCAGAGGCAUUGCCAGAAUCGACAAGAAGUUGCGAGGAUGGCAUAUAUCGUGCCAUUGAUUCUUAUUUAAAGGCUCAUCCUAUGCUCUUGGAACAUGAAAGAAGGAGGCUAUGUCGAGUCAUGGACUGCCAAAAGCUCUCCAUGGAUGCGUGCACACAUGCUGCCCAAAACGAAAGGCUUCCUGUUAGAACCGUAGUGCAAGUCAUACUCUCUGAGCAAAUAAAGCUGAACAAUAUGUUAGCCAACGUUUCCUUCAAAGAAUCCGCUGAUCCACAACACCAACCCAUUAUUCAAAACAGAAAAACAUCACUAGAAGAAGCACCACAAUCGUUUCAAGCCGGAUGGGCAACUGCUAAAAAGGACAUUGACACACUCAAAUUUGAUCUAGAAACCGUGAAAACAAAGUACUUAGAGCUUCAACAUGAUGUGGAGGUUUUGCAGAGGCAAAAUGAAAAGGUAAUUAAGAUAAAACACCAAUCUGCAUGGUCGAGUGGAUGGAAGAAGCUAAGUAGGAUGACCAAGAUUACAACUAUUGAGAAUGGGGAAACUGGAUCGCAAAGUAACACAGAACCGGCCGUUAAAACACCAAGAAGGUGGAGGAAUUCGGUCUCAUGAAAAUCAACUCGAUAUGGUAUUUUUCGUCCCAAAACACUUUUCUAAGUUUGUUAGACUGUACCUCUUUUAUUAAGUCACUGAAAUAGUUAAAGUUGGUAAAAGUUUUGUGUUCUCAUUAUAAUAUAUAUUUCAUCUUCAGUAAUUUUAGAAGGAAAUAAACACAACUGUUUUUUUUA
Molecule: messenger RNA, 2126 nt
Organism: Erigeron canadensis
Lineage: Eukaryota; Viridiplantae; Streptophyta; Magnoliopsida; Asterales; Asteraceae
Product: root phototropism protein 3-like
Exons: 4
Coding region: 1-1950 (649 amino acids)
Molecular function (GO): protein binding
Source: RefSeq, a predicted model, not a curated record